AUGUCAGAACCAGAUGGCGACAUGGCCCAAGCUCCCCGCAUUCACACCAACCGUUCCAACUUCCGGAGUACGUACAGCCAGUCGGCCACCGCACCUUGUCGCUUUUUGCUUCGUUUUCCCAGGCGGUUUGUCGCGAUGCUCCACUUAAACGGAGUCACUGGUGACCGGCCGGACCCCGACCUCCUCUGUCUCCGCCCGCUUAUCACUGACUGGGAACCAGUGGACGCCCCCCGAAUUCCUGCGACUCUGACAAUCCCUCCAAGAGCUUUCCCCUCUUCCACAUUACCUUCCAAUUACCUUACCUCCAACCCCGCACUGAAAACCACCACAUGCAAUGCCUCUGCGGCUCAAGCAUUUGUGGUAAAGGGCCCAGCGUUCCGGGCUCCCGCCCACUGCCGUCGUCACCGACUAAUAUCGACCGACACCGCUCCUCCUGACCCGGCAAUCCCUCCCAACCUGAUCUGA
This is a messenger RNA of Colletotrichum lupini, 465 nucleotides long. RefSeq lists its product as uncharacterized. Bases 1 to 465 code for a protein of 154 amino acids. NCBI's taxonomy places the organism in Eukaryota, Fungi, Ascomycota, Sordariomycetes, Glomerellales, Glomerellaceae. The transcript is spliced from 3 exons. The record is from RefSeq and is a predicted model, not a curated record.